Camelina sativa (false flax) is the source of this 503-nucleotide messenger RNA. Its product is annotated as heat shock 70 kDa protein 2-like. Gene Ontology annotation, molecular function: ATP binding; ATP-dependent protein folding chaperone. Lineage: Eukaryota; Viridiplantae; Streptophyta; Magnoliopsida; Brassicales; Brassicaceae. The record is from RefSeq and is a predicted model, not a curated record.
CUUCACAAACCUAAAAAAAACCUCGCUCUCUUCUGUGCUCUGAAAACUCUUCGUCUCUUUUUCUCUUUACCUAAAUCUUUCUUUGUUUCUCGAUAAAAAUGGCUGGUAAAGGAGAAGGUCCUGCGAUCGGUAUAGAUCUUGGUACCACCUACUCUUGUGUCGGAGUGUGGCAACACGACCGUGUUGAGAUCAUUGCUAAUGAUCAAGGUAACCGGACCACGCCGUCUUACGUUGCUUUCACCGACACCGAGAGGCUGAUCGGAGAUGCAGCUAAGAACCAGGUCGCCAUGAACCCUGUUAACACUGUCUUCGAUGCAAAGAGGUUGAUUGGUCGUAGAUUCAGUGACGCAUCUGUCCAAAGCGACAGGAAGUUGUGGCCUUUCACCAUCAUCUCUUCAGGAACUGCUGAGAAACCAAUGAUCGUAGUCAACUACAAGGGUGAAGAGAAACAGUUUUCCGCUGAGGAGAUCUCUUCCAUGGUUCUCAUUAAGAUGCGUGAGAUU